GUGUCGCGCAGUCAGCUGUGAUCGUGCGCCCGAAAACAUCCAGAAGGCGAACAAACAGCCGAUUCAUAAACGAGCACGAGCACGAUACACGAUACACGAAAUUCCCCGUGAGUGUGUUAAACGUUGAGUAAAACUAGCAACAGUUAACAGUAAAAAUAAGCAAAAAAAAACAGUAAUAACACCGCGUCGUUCGAGUGUAAUAUACCGUCGAAUUCCGAGUGCAACAAGCGAACAAACCUUUUCAAACUGUGGUGCGAAAUGGAACCACCGGGCGGGCGGGACACCCGUUUCAAUCUCGGCUACAACAUGAACCUGCUCAGCGGCGGAGGCGGCGGCGGCGGAGGCGGUGAGGCCUCCCCCGACGUCUACGGCAACCCGACGAUGGGCGGCAGGCCGUCGACGAGCCUGCAACAGCUCUCGCCGCGCCACCACGCGAUGGUGUCCGGCGGAGGCGGAGGCGGCGGCGGCGGCGGCGGCGGGUGCAACCGCGGCGCCAUCAAAUCGGACAUCUACGACGAUCGCGGGCUCGGCGGCGGCGCCGGCGGCGGAAUGGGUUUGGACGGGUGCGUGGGCGGCAUCGACGACGACGCCUACGCGAUGCAGGCGAAGAAAUCGCCGCCGAGCAACGGGAAGAAGACGAAGGGUCGCGUCAAAAUCAAGAUGGAGUACAUCGAGAACAAGCUGAGGCGGUAUACGACGUUCUCGAAGCGGAAGACCGGCAUCAUGAAGAAGUUGGCGGUGCACGUGAGCGGGUGCGCGCGCAUCCGCGCUACGAUAUACGGACGAUGCGAAACGCGGCGUUGCCGGGUUUACUUGUACGAAAAUCCCUAG
Phyllotreta striolata is the source of this 831-nucleotide messenger RNA. The record is from the annotation of a GenBank genome assembly. Lineage: Eukaryota; Metazoa; Arthropoda; Insecta; Coleoptera; Chrysomelidae.